Lemur catta (Ring-tailed lemur) is the source of this 3041-nucleotide messenger RNA. RefSeq names its product zinc finger protein 585A (gene ZNF585A). The coding region runs from base 202 to 2511 and encodes 769 amino acids. The record is from RefSeq and is a predicted model, not a curated record. Gene Ontology annotation, cellular component: nucleus. Gene Ontology annotation, molecular function: DNA-binding transcription activator activity, RNA polymerase II-specific; RNA polymerase II cis-regulatory region sequence-specific DNA binding. Gene Ontology annotation, biological process: regulation of transcription by RNA polymerase II. The transcript has 5 exons. Lineage: Eukaryota; Metazoa; Chordata; Mammalia; Primates; Lemuridae.
CCGUAUUCCAGUGCCCUGAGGUCUCUGAGGUUUUGGUUGAUCGCGAUUAGAGAUUCUGUGAAGUUUCAUGGUGUCUCUAGAGAGCCCUUGGGCCAGAUCUUUUCUCCAGAGUCCAGAUCUUCCUAGCAGCUCUGCUUGAGUUCACAGAAUACUGAUAAGCUUCAGGCUCCCUAGAGAACAAGGAUUGCAACCCAGUUGGCCAUGCCAGCUAAUUGGACCUCACACCAGAGAUCCCCAGUCCUGUCUCCAGAGGAUCAUAACAGCUCAUAUGAGGGAUCUGUGUCAUUAAGGGAUGUGGCUAUAGAUUUCAGCAGAGAGGAAUGGCAGCACCUUGACCCUUCUCAGAGAAACCUCUACUGGGAUGUGAUGCUGGAGACCUACAGACACCUGCUCUCAGUAGGAUAUCAAGUUCCCAAAGAAGAGGUUGUAAUGUUGGAACAAGGAAAGGAACCAUGGGCAUUGCAGGGUAAGAAUCUACAUCAGAGCUGUCCAGGACAGAAAUUAUGGGACCAUAAUCAAUGUGGAAAAAUUGUCAGUUAUAAACAAGCAUUCUCUCAACGUCAGAAAAUUCAUCCUGGGGAGAAAUCUUAUAAAUGUGCUGAAUUUGGAAAGAUCUUCACUCAGAGGUCACAGCUAAAAGUACAUCUGAAAGUUCAUACGGGAGAAAAACUCUAUGUAUGUAUUGAAUGUGGGAAGGCUUUUGUAGAGAAGCUUGAAUUCAUUACACAUCAAAGAACUCAUACUAGAGAAAAGCCCUAUAAAUGCAGUGAAUGUGGAAAAUCCUUUUUCCAAGUAUCUUCUCUCUUCCGGCAUCAGAGGAUUCAUACCGGAGAAAAACUCUAUCAAUGCAGUCAAUGUGGAAAAGGCUUCUCUUAUAACUCGGAUCUCAGUAUACAUGAGAAAAUUCAUACUGGAGAGAGACAUCAUGAAUGCAGUGAUUGUGGAAAAGCAUUCACACAAAAGUCCACACUCAAGAUGCAUCAGAAAAUUCAUACAGGUGAGAGAUCCUACAUAUGUAUUGAAUGUGGACAGGCCUUCAUACAGAAGACACACUUAAUUGCACACCGAAGAAUUCAUACUGGAGAAAAACCAUAUGAAUGCAGUAACUGUGGGAAAUCUUUCAUUUCCAAGUCACAACUUCAGGUACAUCAACGAAUUCACACAAGAGUAAAGCCAUAUGUAUGUACUCAGUAUGACAAGUUCUUUAAUAAUAGCUCCAACCUCAUGACACAUAAAAAAGUUCAAAUUAGAGAGAAAUCUUCCAUAUGUACAGAAUGUGGGAAGGCAUUUACUUACAGGUCGGAGUUGAUUAUACAUCAGAGAAUUCACACUGGAGAGAAGCCUUAUGGGUGCAGUGACUGUGGAAAAGCCUUCACUCAGAAGUCAGCACUCACAGUGCAUCAGAGAAUUCAUACGGGAGAAAAAUCAUAUGUGUGCAUGAAAUGUGGAUUGGCCUUCAUCCAGAAGGCACACUUGAUUGCACAUCAAAUAAUUCAUACUGGAGAGAAACCUUAUAAAUGUGGUCACUGUGGAAAAUUCUUUACUUCCAAGUCACAACUCCAUGUGCAUAAACGAAUUCACACAGGAGAAAAACCCUAUAUGUGCAGUAAAUGUGGGAAGGCAUUCACCAACAGGUCAAAUCUCAUUACACAUCAGAAAACUCAUACAGGAGAGAAAGCCUAUAUAUGCUCUAAAUGUGGAAAGGCCUUCACUCAGAGGUCAGACUUGAUUACACAUCAGAGAAUCCAUACUGGAGAGAAACCUUAUGCAUGCAGUACCUGUGGAAAAGCCUUCACCCAGAAAUCACAUCUCAAUAUACACCAGAAAAUUCAUACUGGAGAGAGACAAUAUGAAUGCCAUGAAUGUGGGAAAGCCUUCAACCAGAAAUCAAUACUCAUUGUGCAUCAGAAGAUUCACACAGGAGAGAAACCUUAUGUAUGCACUGAGUGUGGAAGAGCCUUCAUCCGGAAGUCAAACUUUAUUACUCACCAGAGAAUUCACACUGGAGAGAAACCUUAUGAAUGCAGUGAUUGUGGAAAAUCCUUCACCUCCAAGUCUCAGCUCCUGGUGCAUCAGCCAAUUCACACAGGAGAGAAACCCUAUGUGUGUGCUGAGUGUGGGAAAGCCUUUAGUGGCAGGUCUAAUCUCAGUAAACACCAGAAAACUCAUACAGGAGAAAAGCCCUACAUGUGCUCUGAAUGUGGGAAGACUUUCAGACAGAAGUCAGAGUUGAUUACACAUCAUAGAAUUCAUACUGGGGAGAAACCUUAUGAAUGCAGUGACUGUGGGAAAUCUUUCACCAAGAAAUCACAGCUCCAAGUGCAUCAGCGAAUUCACACAGGAGAGAAGCCUUAUGUGUGUGCUGAGUGUGGGAAGGCCUUUACUGACAGGUCAAAUUUGAAUAAACACCAGACAACACACACUGGAGACAAACCCUACAAGUGUGCAGUCUGUGGGAAAGGUUUUGUUCAGAAAUCGGUGCUCAACAUGCAUCAGAGUAUUCACACUUGAGAUAAAGAGAGUGAGAAAACCUCAUUGAGGACAGGUUUGAUUGUACAUUUUUGAAUCCAUGCAAAAGACUAUUAUUUUAAGUAGAAAUGUCCACACUAAAAUGUCACACAUGACUGUUCAGAAGAUGAUAUCUGAGAAUGCACUGAAUGAGGAGAGGGAAACUUCCCAAAUUGUCAUCAGCCUAAUUAAACCUUGGGACAUUCAUAAUGAGAAGGAACUGAAUCAGUUAGGUCCAUUAGAAAAAGCCUUCUCAUGAAAACUAUGAUGGAACACUGUUACCAAAUUCUUCAUAAGAAAGAUUAUAUUAUGUUAAUGAUAAUCCUGUUUCCUGCGGAAUAGUUAUGGUACCAACAAAUUGAAUGGCAAAACAACACAAUAUAUAUGGUAGUGAUAAAUCCUAGGUUUUGUGAGUUGUUUGUUACAGAACAAAUUGUCUAACAGAAUCUUGGGUGAUUUUUCAUCCUUUUGCAUCUAACUCAGUUGUGUGCAUCUAAUCCCCCAUUGAAUAUUUUUAUCAAAAAAGAGAUACU